AUGUUGAGCCCGGACCUGGCACAGACCAGAAACAGCUUUACUACCCUGGACCCAGAGUGGAUUCUACCUCGUGUUCAGAUCCUCGGAGCUUCUACCCUCAUCAGACCUGGGUGCUACUCCCCCUGCCUGCUGCACUGCUGCCCCUACUCCCCCUGCCUGCUGCACUGCUGCCCCUACUCCCCCUGCCUGCUGCACUGCUGCCCCUACUCCCCCUGCCUGCUGCACUGCUGCACCUACUCCCCCUGCCUACUGCACUGCUGCUCCCACUCCCCCUGCCUGCUGCACUGCUGCACCUACUCCCCCUGCCUGCUGCACUGCUGCACCUACUCCCCCUGCCUGCUGCACUGCUGCACCUACUCCCCCUGCCUGCUGCACUGCUGCCCCUACUCCCCCUGCCUGCUGCACUGCUGCUCCUACUCCCCCUGCCUGCUGCACUGCUGCUCCUACUCCCCCUGCCUGCUGCACUGCUGCCCCUACUCCCCCUGCCUGCUGCACUGA
This is a messenger RNA of Oncorhynchus kisutch (coho salmon), 498 nucleotides long. RefSeq names its product keratin-associated protein 4-3-like. Bases 1 to 498 code for a protein of 165 amino acids. The record is from RefSeq and is a predicted model, not a curated record. NCBI's taxonomy places the organism in Eukaryota, Metazoa, Chordata, Actinopteri, Salmoniformes, Salmonidae. The transcript has 3 exons.